AUGGACAAUAGUAGUCAAGGGAGACAUUCCCGUCAUCACCAUUCGCAUUCACAUUCGCAUUCGCAUAAUAAACAAUCUUUACUAAGUGACGGAUCUCGGAUUGGGAACUAUCAAAUUGUUAAAACAUUAGGAGAAGGUUCAUUUGGUAAAGUUAAAUUAGCUUAUCAUAUUACUACAGGUCAAAAAGUUGCAUUGAAGAUUAUUAAUAAGAAAUUAUUAACUAAAAAUGAUAUGAAAGGUCGUAUUGAAAGAGAAAUUUCUUAUUUAAGAUUAUUAAGACAUCCACAUAUUAUUAAAUUAUAUGAUGUUAUUUCUUCACCAAAUGAAAUUGUGAUGGUAAUAGAAUAUGCUAAUGAUGAAUUAUUUGAUUAUAUUGUUCAACGUGAUAAAAUGACAGAAGAUGAAGCUCGUAGAUUUUUUCAACAAAUUAUUUCAGCUGUUGAUUAUUGUCAUAGACAUAAAAUUGUUCAUAGAGAUUUAAAACCUGAAAAUUUAUUACUUGAUGAACAUUUAAAUGUUAAAAUUGCAGAUUUUGGUUUAUCAAAUAUUAUGACAGAUGGUAAUUUUUUAAAGACUUCAUGUGGUUCACCAAAUUAUGCUGCGCCUGAAGUAAUUAGUGGGAAAUUAUAUGCUGGUCCAGAAGUUGAUGUUUGGUCAUGUGGUGUAAUUUUAUACGUUAUGUUAUGUCGUAGAUUACCAUUUGAUGAUGAUUCAAUUCCUGUAUUAUUUAAAAAUAUUAGUAAUGGUAUUUAUACAUUACCAAAAUUUUUAUCUGAAGGUGCCGCUUCAUUAAUUAAACGUAUGUUAAUUGUUAAUCCAUUGAAUAGAAUUACUAUUCAAGAAAUUAUUCAAGAUGAAUGGUUUAAAAUUAAUUUACCUGAUUAUUUAAAAGUUAUUAAUGAACCAGAUAAUAAAGAUUCAACAACUAAUAACGGUAAUAAUAAGAAUACAACAAGCAAUUCUGAAUAUUCUGAUAAUAAUGUAUUAGUUUUGACUAAUGACCAAAUUGAUGAAUCCUUGGUUCAUAUUUUAUCAACUACCAUGGGUUAUGAACAUGAUGAAAUUUACGAAGCUUUAACAUCUCCAACUACAGAUAAUCCUCAAAUUAAUGAAGUUAAAGACGCUUAUUUACUAAUUAAAGAAAAUAGAGCAACUUUAAAUGAAUUGAAAAAUAAACAACAAAAUGAUCAAAAUUCAAUGGGUAAUGAAAAUUUACAAGAAUUUUUAACACAAUCACCUUUAGAACAUGUUAAUUCAAAUGUUAAGAGUACAAUGGAUUCAACAGGUACUACAUCACACCAAGGUAUUAAUGCUACAUCUGCCACUACACCAACAAAUGGAUUAAAGACUCCUGUAUUCGAUUCUGUUUAUUAUAACACUCAUGAAGAAAAAUCAACAAUUGCCAUCUUACCAACAUCUUUACCACAAAUUCAUCGUGCAAAUAUGAUUGAACACGGAUUAUCUGUUGAUAAAAUAUCUCCUUUAACCACUAAAAAAUCAAAGACAAGGUGGCACUUUGGGAUAAGAUCAAGAUCAUACCCAUUAGAUGUGAUGGGUGAGAUCUAUAUCGCGUUAAAGAAUUUAGGUGCUGAAUGGGCUAAACCUUCUGAAGAUGAUUUAUGGACUAUUCGUGUUCGUUGGAGAUAUGAUCAUAGUGUGGAGGAUAAAAAUAAGAAAAUUCCAAACUUAAUGAAGAUCGUGAUCCAAUUGUUCCAAAUUGAAACCAACAAUUAUCUUGCCGAUUUUAAAUUCGAUGGUUGGGAACCCGUAGAACCUGUGGACAAUAACGGUUCAACUACUACAGGAACAACUUCCUCUGAAGAUGAAAUCAGCACUUUCUCUGCAUACCCAUUCUUACACAUGACCACGAGAUUAAUCAUGGAGCUUGCCAUCAAUAGUCAGAACUCAUAG
Molecule: messenger RNA, 1911 nt
Organism: Maudiozyma saulgeensis
Lineage: Eukaryota; Fungi; Ascomycota; Saccharomycetes; Saccharomycetales; Saccharomycetaceae
Source: the annotation of a GenBank genome assembly